This is a messenger RNA of Lytechinus pictus (painted urchin), 5171 nucleotides long. RefSeq lists its product as uncharacterized. The transcript has 7 exons. The coding region runs from base 243 to 1886 and encodes 547 amino acids. NCBI's taxonomy places the organism in Eukaryota, Metazoa, Echinodermata, Echinoidea, Temnopleuroida, Toxopneustidae. The record is from RefSeq and is a predicted model, not a curated record. Gene Ontology annotation, cellular component: nucleus. Gene Ontology annotation, molecular function: protein binding.
AUUGCAGUGAAUGGCGAGCGCCUAUCUAACACACACAGUUCGCUCCGCUCGGCACUUUGGCCGAGCGCUGGAGUUGCAUUCGGCAUUGCUCGAAAAGACAGAGUCAGUUUCUUCCUUUAUUCCGCUGAUUUUGAUUGGUCAAAAAUUCCCGCGGUUGCUUCGUACAUCUUCGGUAAACAUCGGAAAUAUACAAGACGGAGUCUAACUUACCUUCAUGCGAGGGAAGGACCUAAUAUUCAGAAAUGUCUGAGUGGAUUAAGUUCUUCACUGCUGCUGGUAUCCCGGCUGGCCCAGCUGCAAAGUAUUCUGUGGUUUUCCUUGACAAUCGCAUCCAGAAGAGCAUGCUGAUGGAUCUCACCAAGGAGUACUUGAAGGAGAUGGGGAUUUCAAUCAUGGGAGAUGUGAUUGCUAUUCUCAAAUAUGCCAAGACAGCUCAUAUGAAGUAUGAAAAUGAGAAACCUGCCAUAACAGCCUUGUCCACUAACCCAGAUGCUAAAGUGGAAGUGAAGAGACAGACUACAGCUGGAAACAGAAUGCUUGAGCACUACAUGAGAAAGGAAGGCAUCAUGGAGGGAGGCAGUUCAAAGGUCACAGUAUCACCUUCCAUGGCAGUCAGACUUGGAGCUGUACCAGUUGGAGGUACAAAGAAGGCAUCCUCAGGGAUUUUAGCAGACACUGCAGAGGUGAUUCCAGUGAAAAGACCACGUAUGGUGAAGCCGGAGGAGGAAGGGAAGUAUUUGAUCAGCUUACCUAAAGGAACCACACCCAAAACCAUGAAGAUCAUGGAGCAGAAGCAACAGAAAACAUCUGAAGAAGACCAGAAAUCAUCAGUUUUCGCUCGUCUAGGAUCAGGAUCUAGCCCAGCUCCUCAGCCGAAGAAUGUAGAAACAUCACCAGCAAAGACUCCUGGAGGAUCAUCUGUGUUUAAUCGUUUAGGUGGCCAGCGUAAAAGGGUCAUCUCAGAUUCAGAACCAGUUGAAUAUCAAGGUGUGCUGAAAUCACUUUCCUCUUCAUCCCUUUCGACAACCCCUAGUACUACCACCAUCAAAAUAACAAAACCUUCACCAGUGGCAAAACCAGCAUCAGUGAAAGUUACCUUGGGUGCUUCUAAGUUGGUUUCUGCAAUGCCAGAAGCAAGUCUCCAGACGAGGUUAGGGAAAAAGUCUGUGGUGGCAACGCACGUGACCACUACUUCUGCUGGUGCAAAGAAUGUCAUGGCAAGACUCGGUGCACCAACCGGAAAACUUAAAGUAGUGGAGACCCCUACUCCCAGUACUAAACCAAAGGUGACUGUGACUCUUGGAGGAAAGAAGGUGGCAACCAAAAGGUCAGCUAUGGAUCGCCUUGGUGUACAGAAACCAGAGAUAUCUACAACCACUCACAUGGAUUCGUUUGGGGUGAAAUCAAAGGUACAGGAUCGCCUAGGAGAAGCAGACACAGUGACAAGGACAAUGGCAAAAGGGACUGUCAAAUUGGCUUCAGCAAAACCUGUAGUGAAGAAAUCAAUGCAGGCCAGACUUGGUGCACCGACCGAUGCUUCAAAGGUCAGCACCGUUAAGAGAGAACCUGUUGUGAAACAAAGUGUGACAGUAACCUUGGGCGGGAAGCCAACUGCCAUGCAGAAACGGCUUGGUAAGACAGUACUUGGAGCAUCCAAGGGUGUAGCUUCCCCUGUCUCAUCCAGCUCAAAAGUAAUGAAGAGACUUGGUGCUCCUGUAGGGUCACAGAAGAAAUCAGCCAUGAAGGAUAGGUUAGGUCUGAUGAGAGCAGAGGCUUCAUCCACUACACCAACCAUCACUGUUACAAUGGGUGGGCCAGGAUCUAUGAAGAAUAAGACUGCUAGUGCUAUGUCAACAAACGUAUUCAGUCGAUUGGGAAAAUCAUGAGCUCUUUCAACCAUUUUGUUUAAUUUUUAUAGAGGAGUCUAUCUAAUUACAAAAACAGAAACUUUAUCAUAUAUGUCUGACUUGAUGUUGAAUAGCUUAGUUUUGGGUAGAAAAAAGUCGCUGAAAUAAAAGAUUGCUGUGAAUAACCAUUUAUGAAAAUCUUAUAUUUCUCAACCUUCCCUAUCAUACACAAUACAACUGUUGUCUUUGGCUGUGUACCAUAGAACUUGUGGCUGUAUUUAUGUACAGUUGUGAUAUAUCUUUUCUGUAUUUUAUUUCCAAGUACUAGUAAUAUGCAUGUAUCUUGCUAAUACUUCUAUUUUAUAGCUUUAUGAAAAUAAUGAAAUAAUAGGAUAUAGACUGUAAAAUUUGAAGUUGAAAUUGUUACCCAGCUUUACAGUAAUUGGAUAUUGCAAAACUCAAAGAGAGCUAAGAAGUGUAUUCUUAAUGUAAAUUGUUCAAGCUCUCCUGUGAUAUAUGACACCAGAGACUGCAAGGCUUUGUGAAAAGUUUUUAUAACUUUGAAUUUUACAGUCUAAAACCUAGAUAUUUCAUAGGUCUAGCAAACAGAUUAACAGAGGUAUUUUGGAAGAGAAGUGCAGAUGAAAGAUGUAACUGAAACAAAAAUAGUAAAAACAUGUGAAUAUCUGGGAUUCUGGUCAGAAAAUCAUACCUACAGUCACACUUUUUAUGGGGAAGACAGAGAAAUACAUUUUUUCUACUUAAUUCUUCAGAAUAGACAGUUAUUUCUGUCUAAUAUUUGAGAGCCUUUGUUGAUAUGGAUGUAUCUGGAGAAUGACUUCAGACAUUUAUUAUGGCUACCUGUUUUAUAAAAAAUAUUUUGAAAAUCUGGAAAUCAAGAAAGCUUUGUACAGCUCAUGUGAAAUGUCAGAAACUUCUUUGAAAUAUGACAUGAAAUUCUCCAUGCAUCAUUGUGAAGAUCAAAUAUUUUAGAAAAGAUAACUCAAUAUUGUAUAGUUUUGUGGGAUGUUUUUGUUUAAAAAAAAUCAAAAUAUUUCUUUGAUUUGAUUUUUUGAAUAUUUUUCUGACCUGCAUUUUUUUUUUUUUUUUUUUUUUUUUUUUUUUGGGGGGGGGGGUCAUAUUUCAAAGAAUGAUUUACCUACAACAUACAAGAUUAUUCAAUAGAAAAUUGCACUUAACAUUUAUAAUGAACUGAUGCUUUGAAGGGCUAAAGUUGAUUCCAAUCCAAGUUGAUAAAAUAUGUGAUUCUGAGCAUUUAACAGUUAGUGCUUUUAUUUUUACUUUGACUUUAUCUAGUACAAGAUAUGGAUAAUUAUACAUACUGUUAAUGUGUCAAUAUAAUUUUGUACAUUCUUGAAUCUUGCAUCUUAAAUUUGAAUAUUGGAAUUGUUUGCAUCAAUUAGACUUAUUAAAGUAUGGUUAGGAGACUUAUCAAAGUUGUAAGUUGAUCAUGAACUGUAACUAGGCAUCCUUUGAUGAUCUGGGUUUCCUGGGAUUUCUCAAACUAGUAAGACUUAAUUUGUAUUUGAUGGUGUUUGCCUUUUAUUUUUUCUUAUUCUUUUAAAAUUAGUUUGCUUUUAUUUUGUAAUUCAUUAUUUUUAUUGACUUUGUGUUUUUGUAGACAAUUUGAUGCAUACUCUUCAUGCAACUUUUAUCAUGUUUUAUGAUUUGAACCGAAAAUUGGUUUGAAGCCUAUACUAUCUGCUUUUUAAAGUAUUAGAUGGACAAACAAAAUGAUUAAGAUUAACAUCAUGAAUACUUGAAGAUGCAAAGACCAAGCUAUGAAAGAAGAAGAAAAAAGACUGGAGUUAAGAGUUUUUAAAAUAAUUAAGAAAAAAAAAUGUUUUCAUACAACUUUUUUUGUUUUCUGAUGAUACAAUUUCUAUCUACUUGAUCUGUCAAUGUACUUUCUGUCCUUAUUUUCCUUUUAAAUAAAUGGAAUACAACUAAGUAGUUUUAUAUUUUUAAGAUAGAGUAAGAUACAAAAAAGCACUUUUUCAGACUUGCCCUGUAAAAAUCACAUUUCUGGAACUAUCUUUCUUGUACAUUGUAAAAGUAAUUUUAUGUAAGCAUUCUAAACUUGCAAUACAUAUACAGUUGUGCUCAAAAGUUAGUGAACCCUACCACAAAAUGAACUCCUUCAUGCAGAGUGUUGAAUGUAGACAACACUACAAUGUUCGGUGAGCCUGGAGACGCAAAACUUUAUUGAAUGUAAUUAUUUUAUCACCGGACUUCACAAUCAAAUAUUUAAAAUAUGGCAGAACUUGAACACUUUAAAUAUGUUAAUUUUUUGGUGGGGUUCACUAACUUUUGAGCACCACUGUAUGUGCAUUUUGCAUAUGUAAGUUUGAUUUGAUUUCAUCAAUUUUUAUGACCAAUUUGAUUGCUGAACAACAUGUUGACCUGCAUUCAUAUAAGAGGUUGAAAUUAUCGAUAAGUGAUCGACUGUUAGUGUUGACACCCUCUUUUGUUCUUGAAGUGCACCAAGAUAUGCAUAAACAAGCAGACAUUGCCCACACAUACUUUAAUAGAUAUUAAAUGAAAAUAACUAAAUUGGAUUGAGUGUGUGUACAGGCAUAAAAGCUUUUAAAAGGAGAUGGUUUAACUUCUUUUGUGAAGAUAGAUCAAUGUUUAAGGUCAUUUGCUAUGAAUUUUGCCUCUUAGAAAUUCAGUAACAUUUUAUCUAUUCUUGAGAGAAAUAUUCCCUGAUGAACUAGGUUUCUUAAUUCAUGUCAUACAUGUAAUUGGCAAGCAAUUCCUUAGUAUUUUAAGUUACAUUAAAAUACAUGAGAAAAAAGGAACAAAAUUGCAGUUUUAUAUUGCUUUUAUCUUUUGACCAUACUGGACUGGAAUAUCAGAAUUUUUAUUAACUCCCCAAAUGGUGACUUUGAAUAAUGAAAAUAUAUUAUGGCAUAGUUGACUAAUUUUUGUUAGAUGACUUAUGUCUUUUUCUACUCAUGAAAACAGUUUCAUAAUUCACCAAUUUCAUCAAGCAUAUACAUCUGACCCCCUUGUUUAUGGGAUUUUUCUACUGAAAUGUUUUGUCUCAGUUUACUAAUUUACAUGAAAAUUGUAAAGCGAUCAAAUUAUCACGGCUUAAGCAGUUCAUGAAGAUAAAUGAAAUUUGGGGUUGGACUUACAAAAUUUUUAUUUUUAUGAAGAGUUGCCCAAUUCCAGUGUUAUUGACUGAUGUUGGUAAACGAUCAAUUCGUGUUCAUAUUUAUUUGAAAGUAGAAAAUAGAAAUCGCGCAUUCAGUGAAGCAAAGAGAGAAAAAAUAAAGAACCACUUUGUCUAUGAAAGAA